CAACUAUAGCGAUACUAGAAUUUAUCACUGAAUCAUUAGUUUUGACGCUACCUAAAUUCUGAUUCAUACCGACAAAUACCAUUUUAUAUUAAUCGUUAGUUGUUUUAUAUGCUGUUAUGUCAUCAAUCAUAAAAAGCUUUUUCACGAAAUUGCGUAAUCUUAAUGAUCUGUUUCCGGACGCCGGCAAAAACUUAGAGUUAAAAUUUCAAACAGAAAUUGUGGAAAUUUUAGAUGAUCCAAAUAAUAACCCAGGUUUAAAUGUACUCAAAAAAAUAUUUACAAACGCGCAGUUCGACAUUGAUGACGGAGAAGUUUUUAUGAACAAAAUAUCAAUUAAAGAAAUUGAAUGUUUAUUACGGAAAGGGAAUUUGCGGGAGUUUAAUGAUUUAUUACAUAUAUCUCAGGAGGUAACUGCUCAUGAAGAGAAAAGUUUUCAAAAUUUGUUAUUAUCCGAAGUUCCCGAUAUUCAUAUUCUUAAGUUUGGUGAAAAAUAUAAAAAAGCGCAAAUAGAACAUCCAGAUCUUGAUGUAUUUGUCGGAUCAUCUAAUGAAAUACAAAAGAAAUUAACAAAUGCAGCUAAGAAAAAAUUUGAUAGAUAUUUGAAUCGUUUACGAGAUUUGAAGUCAAUUGAUGGAAUUAUUGAUGGUCUUUUCGCAAAAAUGAGAGUUGAUGGUAAUUUAGAGGAUAAUAUUGCUAAAGCUUCAGUUUCACGUCAAGGCUGUUACUUGGUUAAAAAAGAUGCGCAUGGAAUUACAUCUUGUAAGUUAAUAAAUCGGUCUUGUGUGCAGAGUAAUCUAUAUGAAAAGAUUCCUGAUAAAAUUACUUCUGUUGUAAAUUCAUUGCAGUACAAUUUACAAGUAUAUUUAUAUAAAGCCAUGAAUGACGGACCGGAAAAACAAAAGUUGAAAACGAAUUUGAGUUUGGACGAAUCUGAAUGUAAGGUGGAAAAUAUACCAUAUCUUAUAUCAAAAUAUGAAUCACAACUUUGGAAGAACUGUUUCGAAUCUCAAUUAUUGAAAAAUUCAGCUGUACAAAGAUCUAUACCUUCUCUUUGCAAUGAUAUUUUCAAAACAAACAAAGAAGAUGCAUGUAUUUCUUGCUCUCCAUGUGCUCCAAGGAAUUCGAUAAAUUAUGUCAAUACAUCGAAAUUGCCCUUUGAUAUGACUAUGCUGUGUGUCAAAAGAGCAACAUUGCUUGAGGUUCUUCUUGACAUGGGUGUUGAUUUGAGUACAAGCAUUUGUGUAAUAGUAUGAGGUUUUACGAAUCGAAGACUUUGAUUGUUGAAAAAACAAUUUG
This is a messenger RNA of Microplitis demolitor, 1296 nucleotides long. RefSeq names its product putative envelope protein ODV-E56-1 (gene Pif-5-1). Lineage: Eukaryota; Metazoa; Arthropoda; Insecta; Hymenoptera; Braconidae. The transcript has a single exon. The record is from RefSeq and is marked provisional. Bases 117 to 1253 code for a protein of 378 amino acids.